Myotis davidii is the source of this 1863-nucleotide messenger RNA. It is a transcript of the gene TP53I3, whose product is annotated as tumor protein p53 inducible protein 3. NCBI's taxonomy places the organism in Eukaryota, Metazoa, Chordata, Mammalia, Chiroptera, Vespertilionidae. The coding region runs from base 685 to 1683 and encodes 332 amino acids. The transcript is spliced from 6 exons. Gene Ontology annotation, molecular function: quinone reductase (NADPH) activity; quinone binding; NADPH binding. The record is from RefSeq and is a predicted model, not a curated record.
CAGUCUUUCACAACAAAGAAUUAUCUAGUCCAGAAUGUCGAUAAUGCUGAGGUAGUCUAUUUGCACAGCUUUUAACCAGCCCACAUCAUCUCAUCAGGCAGCAAUGGCAGGUGAGGGGGGGACCACUUCCUCGUCCCCAGGAAAGAGGUGGGAGAGCAGAAGUGGUCAGGACCCCAGGACCGCGUUUACCUUCCCCUUCCCCCCAGGACUCCUCGCUCAGCACCACACUGCCUACCCAUCCUACUCCAUAUGCCUGGCCACAGGAAGGGCAGGACGCCAGCCCCACAGCGCAAAGGGGCUAAAAGCCUGGCUGGGAAAUGGACCGACGGGGGUCUGGUUCCCUAGAGAGAGCGAGGCUUUCUCUUCUUUCAGCGAGAGCUGGGAGCAGCAUUUCCUGCCAAACCCAGAGCAAGACUAGUUUCCAGAGACUCAAAGGGAAGGAAAUCCUACUUGCUGUCACCAGCUUUGCAUUGUAAAGAGGGAAGGAGGAAACGGAAGAGAGGGAGAGGGUGGGUCCUGGUCUACCCCACCCCUUGCGCCCUGCCCAGCUGCCCAGAUCCAGCCCACAGGUUGACAGGUUGCUGCCAAGCAGUCCCACGGCUCCGGGCUCGGCUCUAAGGACCCACAGAGAUCACAGGACCACGCAGUGCUGUCUGGAGCCACCGAGAGUUCUGAGUAGGAAACAUGUUAGCCGUGCACUUUGACCAGCCGGGAGGACCAGAAAACCUCUACCUGAAGGAGGUGGCCAAGCCAAGCCCAGGAGAGGGAGAAGUCCUCCUGAAGGUGGCAGCCAGUGCCCUGAACCGGGCCGACAUUCUCCAGAGACAAGGACAAUAUGCACCACCCCCAGGAGCCAGCAGCAUUUUGGGAGUCGAGGCAUCUGGACAUGUGGCAGAGCUGGGGCCUGGCUGCCAGGGGCACUGGAAGAUCGGGGACCCAGUCAUGGCUCUGUUGUCUGGCGGGGGUCAGGCUCAAUAUGCCACUGUCCCUGAAGGGCUCCUCAUGCCCAUCCCAGCAGGACUGACUCUGCCCCAGGCUGCAGCCAUCCCAGAGGCCUGGCUCACCGCCUUCCAGCUGUUACAUCUCGUGGGAAAUGUUCAGGCCGGAGACUUCGUGCUAAUCCAUGCAGGAGCAAGCGGGGUGGGCACAGCUGCCAUCCAACUCGCCCGGAUAGCUGGAGCUAUUCCUCUGGUCACCAUUGGCUCCCAGGACAAGCUUCAAAUGGCAGAAAAACUUGGAGCAGCUGCUGGAUUCAAUUACAAAGAAGAGGAUUUUUCUGAAGCAACAAUGAAAUUCACCAAAGGUGCCGGAGUCAACCUUAUUCUAGACUGCAUAGGAGGAUCCUACUGGGAGAAAAAUGUCAACUGCCUGGCUCUGGAUGGUCGCUGGGUUCUCUAUGGUCUGAUGGGGGGAGCUGACGUCAGUGGGCCUCUGUUUUCAAAACUGCUUUUUAAACGAGGAAAUCUGGUCACCAGUCUGCUGAGAUCUAGGGACAAAAAGUACAAGCAAAUGCUGGUGAAGGCUUUUACGGAGCAAAUUGUGCCACAUUUCUCCAUGGAGGGCCCCCAACGUCUACUGCCGGUUCUGGACAGAGUCUACCCUGUGGCUGAAAUCCAAGAGGCCCACAAGUACAUGGAGAGCAAUAAGCACAUGGGCAAAAUCGUCCUGGAGCUGCCGCAGUGAAGGAGGAGGGGGCACUAGAGGAAAAGGGUACCUCAGCCCUCCCCAGAGCAAACUGGGUGAAAAGUCUCUGAACGCAGGCAAGAGACCAGCGGCUACUCCACGCCCACCUGUAGCCCACUGGGCCUACCCGGCCUCGUCAACUGAUCUGUGUAAAGCUGGUCUACGGAAAUAAAGAGUAAA